CUUCCUGUUUAGCAAAUGAACACAUGAGCAGCCAGUUCUGUGUGAGCAGCAAAUAUUGAACGGAAGGAACGCUUCUAGCUACGUACCGCAGAGGAAGAGUGUGGUGACAGACGGACGGAACAAUGCCUGCAGAGAAGGUGGAGGAUUCUGGGAAGGAGGAGGGAAUUUCUAACGGCACGAGCAUGGUUUAUGAAGAGAAAGAGGUAGAAGAGAGCAUCAGGCCUGAAGACCUGUCGGAGCUGCUGGCUGCAGGGACCAAGGAGUCGCACGACAAGGCGGAGAACACACAGUUCGUCAAAGACUUCCUCAGGGGCCGCAUCCGCAGGGAGCUCUUCAAGCUGGGCGCGGUGGCCCUGUACUUCACCUACACGGCCAUGGAGGAGGAGCUGGAGAGGAACAAGGACCACCCCGCCAUCGCCCCGCUCUACUUCCCUGCCGAGCUCCACCGUCACGAGGCGCUGGCCCGGGACCUGGAGUUCUUCUACGGGGAGGACUGGGAGGACCAGGUCAGCUGCUCCCCGGCCACCCGCCGCUACACGGACCGCAUCCACGAGGCGGGCGGCAGCGACCCCGCCCUGCUGGUGGCCCACGCCUACACCCGCUACAUGGGCGACCUGUCAGGGGGGCAGGUGCUGAAGAAGGUGGCCCAGAGGGCCAUGAAGCUCCCGGCCACGGGCGAGGGCCUCAACUUCUACCAGUUCGACGGCAUCCACAGCGCCAAGGCCUUCAAGCAGCUCUACCGCAGCCGCAUGAAUGAGCUGGACCUGGACGCGCCCACCAAGGAAAGGGUCGUGGAGGAGGCCAACCUGGCCUUCCAGUUCAACAUGGAGGUGUUUGCUGAGCUGGAGGAGGUGGGAAAAACCCUGCCAGAUGAAGUUCUGGAUGCAGGAAUGCCCGUUCAUGGGGACAUGCAGGGGGACAUCAGCAAAUGUCCCUACUACACUGCUAAAAUUGCGGCCAGCGGGGGAGCAUCAUACGCCUGUCAGAUGGCCACGGCCGUCCUCAGACACCCCACUGGUCAGGUCCUAUUGGCUGCCUGGGUCGCCGCGCUGGCUGGAUUGGUCGCUUGGUACCUCAUGUGACCCGGCAUCUACAGCAGCCAAUCGUAGCCCUCCAGGAAGCAAGCAAGGAUGGAUGACAGGAAGGGUAGGAUGAGGAGAGGGGUGGAGUUUAAAGACUUGGGUAAGGUUUACGGACCUAAGAUGGUUUCCGCCCCUCCCAUUUCUCAGUCCCGCCUCUUUCUGCUACCUCACUAGCCCUUCUGCCCUGUCCAGUCAUGUCCACUGACCGCUUCCCAUAGGUCCUCACAGCUGUCACUCACUCAGCCACUUCUCGGAACAGAAAUGCAAAAAAAAGUCUUCUGCAGAAAGGCAGGUAUGUUUUCUAUUUCAGAAAGGUUUUAGAGAAGCUGUUAUUGGAUUUAUAUUUUUGGUGUCAUUCUUUAUACAUCCUAUUUUCUUUUAUCGCGAGCUCCAAAACCACAGGAUGAAGGUUUAAAUUUUUUUUUAUUAUUAUUAUUAUUAAUAUUAUUAUUAUUAUUAUCAUUAUUAUUUUUUUGCUUUUGCUGGUGGCUUUUUUCUGGGGCUGAUAUGCAGUGAAAGCCAACCCUGCUCCACCAGAUGUGAGGAUUUUUGUGCAGUUCUUUGUGGUUCCCCCAGGCAGAAACCUCUCGUCAGGGUAAAAAACCGUCCAUACGGUUGCACUGAGCAGUUUCAAAGUAAAUUAAUGGCCAAGUUUUAAUCCCCAAAUACUAUGCUGUAGGCUGUGUGUUGGCUUUGAAGACGGUUAAAAUUAUUGAACCUGAGUAUAAUGCAAAUGGAAUGUCCAAUAUAUGGGCAUGUAUCCAAACCAGACAUUUUGCCCAUUCCUUCAUUCAACAAAAUCAGUGUUAUUUUACAGAUAUUGUUUUAUGUAGAUUGAUAGCAUUGUUUUUUUUGGGGAGGGUAUUUCUUGGGCGAUAUCAGGGUUUUACAUUAUUUUGUAUUAAGCACCAAAUACAGGGAGUUUGUUUAAAAACAAAGACUACUUAUUUAAUCUCUAAAAAGCAAGAUUAACAAAAAACCCCACCUUUAAGUCCCUUCCCAUUGGUUGUCCACCGUGUCCCACAGUAUAUUCAGGUUUUGGAACCACUGAUUUGAUGAUUUUAAAACCACACCGAUCGUGGUUGGGCGCGGUCAUUUGAGAUUUGAGUCGCUAAACUCACCGAUGGCUGAGGUGAAGUUGUACACAUUUCCGUGCCUGAGACUUGUAUGCACUAGGGCUCUUUUGGGUGAGUUUGAGACACUGCCCCCUAUCGCUUAGAGUUUUUCUUUAGAAGAAUGAAUGGAGCCGUUGUCAUUUGUACUUCAUAACUUGUAAUAAAAGCGCAGUAUUAGACGCGAGACGGGAAUCGUGCUCGCCUGUGUCGUGCGUACGGCGAACAGUGACCCCAUCUCCUACCGUUACCAUGGAGACACUGAGAGCAGCAAUCUGAAACCCAUCAAAUCCGUCCUGCAGACAACAACCAUCCAACAGUAAGGCUGCUCUUGCAAAAAAGAAGACUGCUCUAUUACACUCGCACAAAAGCACACUUUCAAAAGGCUUUUGUGAAACCCCACAGCGCUGCAAUGUGCUGGUACGUCUUCAUUCAGAGCCAAGAUGGCUGAUGGAGCUCGGUCCUAUUCAUCCCUUUUUUAAAUGACAUGUCGCUGUACUGUAAUGGCGGCCAUUUUAAAAUGCUGGCACUGCUUGUGAAUUGUGUGAGUUGCAGCAGCAUCGCUCAUGAAGACAUGUCUGCUCUGUCAAGGCCUUAUGAAGGUGCAUGUGAAGUGUAACCUCGUCAAUAUAUAAACCUGCUGCUCAAUGCACGGGUCAUUUCAGUAAGUAGUAUUAAUAUGCACCCACACGUGUGUAUGAUUUUAUGUUUAUGGAAAAUGCAUCGGGAAAGAAAUGGAGCCCUCUGUUCUGUUGUGUCUAAAACAGAGUUCCCUCCUUUAUCAAUAUAUCCCAGAGUUCUCUGCUGGACGUCAGAAAACGAAACGCAUCGUCAGGUUACUGCUUUCCUUCUUGCAUCCUUUUUUUUUUUCUUUUUUCCCCUCCCGCCACCAUCCAUUUUUUUCCAUUUAUGUCCUUUAAAUGGUUUGUGGUGGCUGGUGUGGCCAGAAUAACACAAGGGAAGGAGCAGCAGUUAACUAAUUGUUCUUUACUUUCACAAUGCAAAGAUAAAAUCGCUGGUACUGUCCACAGCAAAGCACAAUGCACUGUAUCGCAGGCAUCCAUCCACAAAUGCUGUUUUUUGCCGCUUGUUCAUUUUUCUUCUUAACUCUCUUAACCUGGUUGUUUUAACAGUUAUUUUCCUGUCCCCAUAGAGAGGAAUCGUGGGUAUUUACUCGGUUCAAAAGGGAGUAUGUUUAGUUUCGAAAGGGAAAUGUUCAGUUUUCUCCCAUUACUCAAAAGCAUUGCGUCCUGCAGUAGCGCUCCUCCAUUUUGAAUUUAGGAUGAAACAUAGCAUGUGUAGUGUUUUCCAAUGUCAGCAUGGCGACGCCAAUGCAUCCGGAGCCCAGUUUCAGCAACGGCAGCUGUUUGGUGAGGAGCGUUACCUGGACCAAUGGGGGUGUGUUACCAUGCGUGUGUAACGUGCCACGCUGGACCGGCCUGUCCUGGGUUUAUUUAAACAGGAAUCCUAACCCGAGUCGUUAUUGUUGGUCUGUUUAGUAUAGCUAUAAUAACAAGGAAAUAUUAACAAAAAUGCUACAGGUCUCUGCUGAGCAAAAUAAAAGUAAAAAAAAAAGUGAUUUGUGCUAACAAGAACAUACUGUAUCACCUGUGCUAUGAAAUAAAAACAUGAAAAUGGUGAAUUCUUGUACAACCA
Conger conger (European conger) is the source of this 3850-nucleotide messenger RNA. It is a transcript of the gene hmox2b, whose product is annotated as heme oxygenase 2b. Gene Ontology annotation, biological process: heme catabolic process; response to oxidative stress; heme oxidation. The coding region runs from base 123 to 1082 and encodes 319 amino acids. Gene Ontology annotation, molecular function: heme oxygenase (decyclizing) activity; heme binding. The transcript has 6 exons. The record is from RefSeq and is a predicted model, not a curated record. NCBI's taxonomy places the organism in Eukaryota, Metazoa, Chordata, Actinopteri, Anguilliformes, Congridae.